Astyanax mexicanus (Mexican tetra) is the source of this 3712-nucleotide messenger RNA. Its product is annotated as TCDD-inducible poly(ADP-ribose) polymerase. The record is from RefSeq and is a predicted model, not a curated record. The transcript has 6 exons. Gene Ontology annotation, molecular function: NAD+ poly-ADP-ribosyltransferase activity; zinc ion binding. The coding region runs from base 234 to 2105 and encodes 623 amino acids. NCBI's taxonomy places the organism in Eukaryota, Metazoa, Chordata, Actinopteri, Characiformes, Acestrorhamphidae.
GUGCCGAGACAAUAGGAGAGAGAGCGUGCGCGCUAGAGCUGGAGCUCACACACACACUGAAGCACACACACACGCACGCGGGCGCGCGCACGGGUCUGAUAGAGGCGCUGGGAGCUGGGCUGAGUUCAGUGCGCUGCGGAACCGGCUGGAUCGCGGUGGAUGAGCGCUUUGUCUGUCUCGCGGCUCUGCGCGAGGAGGAGGAGAACACCUGGACCGGGCGGACAGGGUCCACCAUGGAGAAGAGUUCGCUUGUGAUGCAGGAGCAGGAGAGCAGUGAUGGAGAAAAGGUCCUGGAGGAGGCGUCGCUUGGCCUGGCCAUUGAGGACGGCCAGUUCGAGCAGCACCUGGGGAUCAUGGAUAAGAUCCCACUGGUCAAGCCCUUCUUCAAAAAGAAGCAUGCACAGAGGAAACUGGACGCCAAGUGCCUCCGGGCACUGCAGGAGCCACUCCUGAGUACGCUACUGGUGGCCGGGGAUGGGGUGUUUGUGGCCCCUUGCGCCGCUGCCGCUGCCACUAUAGAGAAACGGACCACUAUAAGCGAUGUGCGGACAAAGGACAGGGACGCAGGGACGGAGGCACAGGCAGGCGACGCAGCGUCGGAUGUAGCGGCGGACGUCGCGGCGGACGUUGUGCCGGCGCCUGUCGCUGCCCCCGUGCCCUCGGAGACACUAGCUGAUCUCUUUGCCCCCGGUGAACCACUGGGGGAUGCCGCCCCAGCACAGGAGGGCGAGUUGUUUCGGGACAAGAGCGAGGAGGCCUCGCUGGACCUUGUGUUUGAGCUGCUGACCCAGCUGCAGUACCACACGCACCAGCGUGAUGGCGUAGACAUCUGUGCGGACUUCCUGCAGGGCUUGUGCUUUUACGGUAGUGACUGCGAGCGGCACCACACCGUGUUGCCGUACCACUGGCAGAUCCGGCGGUCGGAAACGAAUGCGUGGCAGAGCAUAGCGGAUGAUGCACAGGAGCAGCUGGAAAGACUCUAUUGCAAUCCGGACAAUGAGCAAGUCCGGCUAAAAUUCCUGGGUCGAGUGUUCAUGUUAGACUUCAGUGCCAUGAGAGUAUGUGACCUGGAGUUUGACCUCGUCAGGCGUCUGUCCACAGCCUCCAGCUCCGGGACCACGCCUUCCAGCACAAACCCCGCCCCUAGCUGCCUCACAGUGUGGAAGUAUUACUGCAGAGACAACUUCGGCUGGAGGGAGUACUCAGAGCCGGUGGUGCGAUUAAUCGAGGAGGCGAGCGGGCGGGGUCUGAAGGAGGUGCGCUUCAUCACCCUACAGAACCAGUACAUCCUGAACAUCCGCGAGGGCUUCCAGCAGAACGCCGUCUUCGGCUUCCGCCGUCAGAUCAAGAAAAGGCCUCUGUUCAUGUCCUCUGUCAGGCUCUCCCCAUAUUUACAAACUCUAGGUGGUCUCUACGCUCUGGAAGCGUCAGGACCACAACCUCUCUCCCCGACGUCGACCACCGCCCCCCGGGCGUUCCCCGAGACGUGGGUCCCCAUGAGCCAGAGUUUGGACUUUGUUCAGGUGCCCGUCGCCCGCGAUGACCGCAGCUACCGCACCGUCUACAACCUCUUCCACAAGACCGUGUCCGAGACCAAAUUCCGCAUCCUGAAGAUCCUGCGUGUGCAGAACCCCUUUCUCUGGGAGAAAUACAAGAGGAAGAAGGAGUAUAUGUCUCGGCACAUGACGGAGAUGGACCGGCUCCUGAACGAGCGACACCUGUUCCACGGCACCUCGCAGGACGUGGUGGAGGGCAUCUGCAAGCACAACUUCGACCCGCGCGUGUGCGGCAAGCACGCCACCAUGUUUGGCCAGGGCAGCUACUUCGCCCGCAAGGCCGUGUACUCGCACAACUUCUCCAAGCGCUCGUCCCGCGGUGUCCACUACAUGUUCCUGGCCAAAGUGCUGACGGGCCGCUUCACGGUGGGCAACCCGUCCAUGCGCCGGCCGCCGCCGCUCUGCCCCCGCGACCCCUCCAGUGACCUCUUCGACUCCUGCGUGGACAACUGGAUGGACCCUCAGAUCUUCGUCAUUUUUAACGACGAUCAGAGCUACCCUUACUUUAUCAUCCAGUACGAGGAGGUGGCCAGCACUGUGGCCAUCUGAGGACCUUACGGACACAACUGGGCCUGGGAUCUGCGUGCAUGGCUGUAGGCACAUCAGUGUGUGUGUGUGUGUGUUGUGAGGGUGACUGCUUGUACACUCAUUUUGGAAGUCUUGGAUGGUACGGAAUGAAUCAUGAGAGUUUACAUGCGUGAGUGUGUUAAUGUGUGUUAGAGUGUGUGUUAAUGUGUGUGUGUGUGUGUGGCCACCAAGCUUCCAUACUCCAGUGUCUUAAGGCCCUGUCCCACUGCGAUUGCAUCUAAAUAUCCACUAAAGUACGUCCAAAUUUCAGUGGACGCAGUUUAGUGGAUAUUUAGUGGAUAUUUAGACGCAAUCUGGACGUAGUUUAGUGGAUAUUUAGACGGCACCGUCCAAGUGGACGUAGUUUAGACGUUGCCGUCCACUUUAGACGCAAAAGUGGUUUUGGUACCUCCCAAAAUUUUCGGAAUAGACGGCGACUAAUAUGGACGUAAUUUAGUGGAUAUUUAGACGCAGUACGGACGUAUUUUAGUGGAUAUUUGGACGGCACGUACAGGUGGACGUCGAAGUCCAUAAAAAUAUUUUUCUGGCGUCCAUCGCUUUUCCACACUUUCCAAGAUGCCAGCCAAGAGGAAGGGUUCAGCUAAGACGGCCGCCGCCAAGCGAUUUUCCGAGGAGGCAGUUCCAGCUCCCGAGGAACCAGCUCGAGCCCCCGAGGAACAGUCCUCUCCUGCUGCCACCUCCUCCUCCUCCCGGUCUGGUCCAGCACAUGGAGGAGUAUGUUCUGCUGCUGCACCAUCACUGCAAGGAAUCUGUGGUCCAUGGUUGUGUAGAAGAGAAUAGAUGUGCUCUCUCUUGUAGCUCAAGAAGAAAUGAUGAUUCACUAGAAAAAACAACCAUAUAUAGUUGGAAGUCGACGUCCAAAAAGUGGACGUCGACUUCCAAAAAGUGGAAGUCGACGUCCAAAGAGUGGAAGUCGACGUACAAAUUUGGAAGUCGGCGUCCAACUUCAAUUUAGACUGAAUAUGGACGUGACCAUUUGGACGCAGUGCGUCUAUAUUUUGGAUGCAGCGCAUUCACUCAGUGGACGCAGUGUUUUCUGAUAAAUUUGGACGUACUUUAGUGGAUAUUUAGACGCAAUCGCAGUGGGACAGGGCCUUUAGGAGUGUGUGUGUGUGUGUGAGUGAGUGUGUGUGGGAACAUGUGUUUGUGAGUCUGAGAGACCGUUUAGUGCCCGUCUCCUCGUGCCCCUGACCAUGUGGAUGCAGGUCAUACCCAUCUUCACUUCUAAACAGACUGCUGUUGGGCGUGUAUGGAAAUGUGAUUUUGUGACUCUGCAGAGAAAGCCCCUCCCCCUUCUGAACUUUGAGACACUGGUGGUCCAUCACAUGGACUUGGCGCUUGACGUCAUUGAAGCUUUGACAUUCUUUUUUGUUUGUUUGUUUGUUUUUUUUUUUCUUUUUUUGUUUUUCUUUUUUUAAAGACUCACGCCCCUCCCCCUGCCAUCUCCAUACUUAAUUUGUGAGAAGUUGUACAUAUGUUUUCUUGUUUAUAUUUGAACAGUGUGCCUUUUGUUCAUAAAAAAUUAUUUAUGUUAGUUAAUGUAACAAAUAAAAAAACAAAAUUCAGAA